GUGCAGCGCGAGUUACAGUAAUCGGGAGGGAGCAUACCGAGAAUAUCGCAGAACAGUGCACAUGUCAGCGCUAGACAUCCAGGUAUAUGCUUCGCUCUCGCAGUCGACCGCUAUAACUGGAGCAGCGUGUGUGCCUGCUGGCCAGCCGACUUUCCUCUUUCAUGUCUGCAGUUCCUCCUACCUUGCAUUUCCCCGCGCCCAUUGGUGGUGUUCCUUCCCAUGAUGAUUUCCCUCCUUCACUGUUAUUCGAGAUCCUGUAUGUGAUGUUGAUUCCUCUCAUCGUAUUCAGAUUUGCUUCCAGGGCUUCGCGUACCAUGGCCAUCAUCAAUAUCGUAGCGACGACUACGGAGCGCGUCGUCAGCUUUGCUCUCCGCAUGGCGGAGGCUAACAAUCCGGCCCUUCGGAUGACGAAGCUCUUCGUCGAUUGGCUCCAGGGCGCAUACAUCGCGACGUUCAUUUCCAUAGGAAAUGACAUCGUGCACAUCGGCCGCGCGUACCUCGUCAGUACGACGCUCGGCGCAGAGCCAGAAAUGUUGGCGAUGACAUCGCGGCUCCCGACGAUAAUGUGCAGGCCUGGUGGCAGCAGUGCCGUAGAGACGAAGGCGCCUUCAAAGCAGGAAGAAGUGGACAUUGCGAGCAUAAGCAUUCUUCCUGACGAACCUGGGAGGCGACGCCGCAUCCGGGUUGUCUGCACUGCCAUAGCAAUAAUUCUCGUCGUCGGCGGGCUCACGGCGCCAGUGGAGAGCGCCAUGUAUUACACAUCGAUGACGGAUCCAUCCAAAGUGAAGCCUACCCAACUGGUCAGAGUCAUCGGAACAAUCCUCGGGUUAAUUGGCCUGCAGUCUAUGAACAUCUUCAUGCUCCACGCUUGGAUGACACGCCCAAGACGAGUGCAAUUUCAGCGCAUCCUUUACCUCUGUUGUAUCUGUUGCAUCCUUACGAUCACUGCCGUGUACCGUCUCGCGGUUAUGCCGAGCACGACCACCUCUUUGCUGCCCAGUGCCCCGGACCCGCUCAAUGGCCCUAUAGCCAAGGCUCUGUUUUACGUGUUCCACAUCGUCCCGGAGUGGCUCGCGGCUGUUUUGGUGCUCUGUAUCAAUGUCAGAGUGGUCUAUAACACCGGGUUCGGAGGCGACUUGCGUGUUAAAGACAAGAUGUGAUUUGGGAGAAACGACGUGCUAGGUUAGAAUGAACGAGUAGAGCGGAGGGCAUUGAUUGUACUUGCAUCUUGGCUCGGACAUGUCGUUUGUGGUGUAUUAUCAGGAACAGCCGGCUCUUAGACCACGCCUGCAGGACAUCACACUGAUGAAGGUAGCAUAGCAUGCAGCAAAUACUCACAUUCAACCUCCUGAAUACUUCCACGAAUGUGCAUGUUUUUGCUGCCCACUCAAG
Messenger RNA from Fomitopsis serialis, 1392 nucleotides. RefSeq lists its product as uncharacterized. The record is from RefSeq and is a predicted model, not a curated record. The coding region runs from base 162 to 1160 and encodes 332 amino acids. NCBI's taxonomy places the organism in Eukaryota, Fungi, Basidiomycota, Agaricomycetes, Polyporales, Fomitopsidaceae. The transcript is spliced from 6 exons.